Messenger RNA from Trichosporon asahii var. asahii CBS 2479, 1323 nucleotides. RefSeq lists its product as uncharacterized. The transcript has 3 exons. The coding region runs from base 1 to 1323 and encodes 440 amino acids. Gene Ontology annotation, cellular component: nucleus. NCBI's taxonomy places the organism in Eukaryota, Fungi, Basidiomycota, Tremellomycetes, Trichosporonales, Trichosporonaceae. The record is from RefSeq and is a predicted model, not a curated record.
AUGCAACAGACCCCGGGCUGCCUCCCCAUCCCCAACGGGGGUGUCACGAGACAACCAAGCUUCGGUGACCGGCAGUUCAUGCUGAACGUGCAGGGGACAGCUCCGGGAGCACAGAUUCCCAGGUGGGGUCCAGAUAUACUCCGAAGUCCUGGCAUCCUGGCGCCUUCCUGGGAAGCUCCUGCUCCUCCGAACCCGUCGACAACCAUGCUGACAGAUCACAGGACACCCCCCGGCGGACCAUCCGGCUCCCCGUCAUCGAACCCGCACUCCGGCCUGCACCCUGCGUCCUACAAUGCUCUGACGUUUAGCGCGCUCGCGCUCGGCGCCGCCGCUCCGGGGUCCUCCCCCUAUUCCUCGUCUAUGGCCAUGUCCAUCUCGCCGCCGCGGUGGGGACCGGGCUCGCUCACGGGCAGCCUCGGCGCGUCGGGUUUCGGCCUUAGGUCCGGGUUCGGCAGCAUGGGCAGUGGACUGAGCGGGAGUGGCGGCGCGAGUGGGGCGAGCUUUGUGGGCUCCGUCGGCGGCACGCUUGGCACGUCCUUUGGGCGUCAGGCUGAGGGCCGUGAACGCGAGCUCGAGGCCAAGUACGUCAAGGACUUUACGUGCUGCGGACGACAACUGAGUGGCCUGCACGAGCUGCUUGAGCACUACGAGGAGGAGCACGCUGGUCUCGCGGCCGACGUCCGCAUGGCCGCCAUCAAUGCGGCGCAGACCAAGACGACAACGUUCGCCUCCAACAUUGGCACGAUGAGCUCCGACGUCCCCUCGACACCGGGCAUGAUGGACAUGGAUAUGGACAUGGACGAGCCGUCCGUGCUGAGCCGGCCGCCGGCGGUCGCCGCUCUGAGCCUCAACAGCUCCAUUCCCGGCACGCUCCCCGGCACGCUGCCUGGCGGAAUAUCCUCUGCCUCGGCAUCUCCCUGGAGCGCAGCCUUCCGGCCGAGUAACCUGCAGCCUCCGGCGUGCGUCCCGCCCAGCGUGCUGAGCUACCCGACGCCGCAACCGCAACCCGCCCCCGCGUCACCAGCACCCAAGCUAUCGCAGGAGCAGCUGGCGGCCAAGGCGCUGAAGAAGGCGCAGAAGAAGGCGGCGCAGACGGCGACGCCGCCGAACGAGACGGAGAAUGGGGACGCCACCAAAGACCAAACACCAGAGGAGAAGGGCGAGAAGCGCUUCCGGUGCCCGAUCGAGGGAUGCGGCAAGGUGUACAAGCAGGCCAAUGGGCUCAAGUACCAUCUCACCCGGAGUAUCAACUCGGGUCACGGCAAUGUUGCCGCUAUGGGAGGAUUGCUCUCCAUGCUCGGCCAGGACGAGGACAAGUCAUAG